GUCAUGAAAUCCGAUUUCUUCGCCUACAAAGACGGGCGAAACGUGACAUUGGAGAAGCUGCAAGAAUGCCUUGCAAUGAGCCUCAACAGAUGCAACUUGCCGGGCGAUGAGGCUACGGACGGCUGGUCUAUGCAUCUGGUGGUGCAUAAGGGCGACUGGAAAUUCCGUCGGGAGCCGAACUCUGACAAACCCUGGCUCGAUCCUUGCAGAGAACGCUUCAACAAUGAUGCAGAUCUCGCGGCAGCGGCCCAGACACGUGUGGGGGACAUUUGGCCCCACAGCUGCAAAGUUUGGCUUCGCAGUGUCCGCGGCUUCAGCCCUUUGAGCGAAUGCGCGGACAUUUUACAUGCCCUAUGGCUGGGAACAGCCCGAGAUUGCGUGGCGUCCAUUAUAUUGGAUCUCGUGGCAAAGUGGCCGGCGCUACAGCAUUUGCCGACCUGGGAUGAACGCCUGGAAACUUUGACUGCAGAUGUGCGCCACUGGUGCGUGCAAAAUGGGAUACGACCCUCCACGAUCGAAACAAUCAGCAUCCUGGUCUGCUUUGUCACUGUAGAGUUGCUUUGCAGUCUAAGGUUCCCGUGUUUUGCUUGA
Molecule: messenger RNA, 591 nt
Organism: Symbiodinium necroappetens
Lineage: Eukaryota; Dinophyceae; Suessiales; Symbiodiniaceae
Source: the annotation of a GenBank genome assembly